AUGAAAUUCAAAGCCUUCCUCACAGAAAACGGCAUCAACCUCCUGGAGAAACGGAUCCUACCCGCCCUGGACAAAAUGGGGCGGGUCUGCCACCUUUACCUGACCCGCGACCACGCCUUCUUCCUCCACAACCUCCUCUCCGCCGACGGCGUCCACUCCGUCGCCCAAUUCAGCAAGGAAUCCCUCUUCCACGACUACCGCAUCUCCAGCAACAACGAUGACCGCAUCGCCUUCUCCGUCGACCUCUCCCUCCUCCACCGCGCCCUCCGCUCCGUCCUCGCCAUCCGCGACGCCAAUUCCAACGCCCUCCUCAUCAAGCUCGUCAAAAAGCUCCCCCCCAAUUCCACCCAAGCCACGCCCUUCCUCACCUUCGAGGCCCGGGGCCACAAAUCCGCCGUCGUCCAGGACGUCCCCGUCUCCAAACCCCUCUCCCGCGCCGACGUCCACGAGCUGCACCUCGCCGUUGAGAGCUGCGAGCAGCUCCCGGCCACCCUCGUCAUGGCGCCGGAGCUGAACUCGCUGCACAACUUCGUGGACGGGAUGAAGCACGUGGGCGACGUGAUGGGGGUCUCGGUGAGCAAGUACGGUGACCUGCAUUUGCAGAUCUCGACCUCGCUGAUCUCGCUUGGGGCGGAGUUCAGGAAGCUGAGGGUUUUAGGGGAGAGGGCGGAUCCGGUGGCGGAGGACGAGGGGGUGAGCGCGCAGAUUAGGGCGGAGAGAGGCGUGCAGAGGGGGGAUGCGAUGAGUGUGCAAGUGAGCGUGAAGCAUUUCUUCAAGAGUCUGCAGUGUAGCUUGGCAAAGCCCGACUGCGCCUUCUUCGGGAUUGCUCCGCAGAGUGCUUGCCUCAUGCUGUUCUUCCAGUUCUUUGUACCGGGAACCAGGCUCACCGAUAACUCAUUCAGUCUGCAUUGCAGGCUGCCUGUGCUCGACACCGGCUCCACCUGAGCCUGACGACCAUUUCUGCUUCUUACAACUUACAACUUGAGCUCAUGCUGAUUAUAACAAUACUACUGAAAAAAGAAACCAAAUGCUUUGGUAAUGUUUUGUGGUGUUAUUGAAUUUGCAUUUUUCUGUCUACAUUUGUCAAUUACUGGACAUUUUUCAUCAA
Messenger RNA from Salvia miltiorrhiza (redroot sage), 1108 nucleotides. RefSeq names its product checkpoint protein hus1. The coding region runs from base 1 to 945 and encodes 314 amino acids. The transcript has a single exon. NCBI's taxonomy places the organism in Eukaryota, Viridiplantae, Streptophyta, Magnoliopsida, Lamiales, Lamiaceae. Gene Ontology annotation, cellular component: nucleolus; site of double-strand break; checkpoint clamp complex. Gene Ontology annotation, biological process: telomere maintenance; nucleotide-excision repair; meiotic DNA integrity checkpoint signaling. The record is from RefSeq and is a predicted model, not a curated record.